AUAUAUAUAUAUAUUAUUGUAUUUAAAUAUUUUAGGAAAUCUAUUUAUACAAAUAUUUUUGUCUGAUUAUGUUUAAAUAAAAAUUGUUUUAUAAAUUUUUUAAUUUAUACUUAAAAUAUUAUUUCUGGAUAGAAACACAAUAUAUAUAUAUAUAUGAAUUAUCCUUUUUUAAGAGUUUGACAAUUUUAUAUUAGUUCAUAAUUAUACAAAUAUUUUUGCCUGAUUAAUAUUUAAUUACAAAUUGUUUUAUAUAUUGUUGAUAACUUUUGGUUUUAUUUAGGGACAUUAUUUUUUGUUAUUUCUUUUACUAUUUUAUACGUACUAUUUUGCAUUUGCAGUUUUUUCUUUUUUAAAUUAAAAAAGUCCCUCUUAGAUAACUAAUGAAUUAUUAAAAAAGGUGGUCUAACUAAUCUAUCAAAACCCAUUUAAAAACAAACAACGAAUGUAAAACUCCAUAAGAGCAUCUUUAUCGCUCGUAUUUACUGGGGGUUCUUAUGUUAUUUAGGAAUUAAAAUAAAAGAAAAUUAGCUUAUAUGUGAAAACACGUCUCUUAUUUGGAGACUACAAGAGACGGAUAUUAUUAACACGUGUCCACUUUUGAGACUCUACUCUCCUUCUUACCCGACUUGGCUCUUCUUUCAAUUUCUCUCAAUUCGCAGCGAGAGAGAGAGAGAUGGUGCCGCCGGCAACGGAGCGGAGAAAAAAAUCAUCAGACCCGGGACCGGUCCCAAACCCGCUCGGGUCAAACCGUCACCGUUCACUGCACCGGAUUCGGAUGGGAUGAAGGCGUUAUCGGAAUGCAAAUUGGAGAGGUUGCUCGCACAGAGAGCUGCUGCUUCUGCUAACUUCCUAACCAAGGAAAUGCCAAGCCCUAGAGACUCUAAUCAGAGGGUAAGAAGCAGGAACAGAGAUACGGCGUUUCAAGCUAGGUUGCAGAGAGAGGAUAUCUCGAGGUUACUUGUGUCUGAAGAGAGAAGCGAGAGAAGGAGGAGAGGCGUGAGGUUGUAUCAAGAUAGCGAUGCAGCAUUUGCGUCUGCGUUUGGCGGUACGGUGGCUGAGACAACUUCCACUUCUUCUUCUUCAUCAACGGCUCUAGCCUUUCUUUUGUUGUUACCUAAACAAAUUUGAUGUACUAAUACAGGUUGCAGAGGGAUGCAUUGCCUCUUUUCAGUAUGCUAAGAGUAAAAUUUAAGUCUUGCAUAGAUAGAGAACCUGAACCACUGCUUAACGAGGUAUGCAAGAUUAGUCUCCGCAUGUUUUGAUAAUUAUUAUUAUCUCCUUCCUUACUCUUGUUAUCCUCUACAAACUCAAAGUCGUGAAAACUCCAAAUGCUGUGAAUCCCCUUGUGCUUGGUUCUUUUGUAAGUUUUUCAAUCAAGAACUUGAAUAUAGAGUUAGCUUGUACUAUGUUUUAAGAAAGUUUAAGUUUAAUAAGAAAAAUCAAAAAAAAAAUUGGUGUCUAAUUAAAUUUUUUUUUUUUAAACUCUUAAUAAGAGACUUGCAAUGGAGCACCUAAAUGUUCGGGUUUCUUAAUCCAGUCUCUUAAUUCACUUUUACAAUUAAAAAGUAUUAAAAAAAAAAUAAGAGACCCAUUUAGGGUCUCUAGGAUAAUGGUGCUCUAACCGCUAAUAAUGUAGAAAUUAUUCUGUCCGAAACAAUUCAUUGUUCAAACUGAAAAACAUUGAAAGAAGAGCCACCUACGUAAGAAGUGAGCCGAUUCAUAGUGUGUAGGGAGGGAACAGAGCCAUCACUGUUCACGACAACCCAUAGCCGAGUCAAUACUUCCCGAAACAAAACUUCAUAAAAAGACAAACUUUAAAGACAGAGAGAGAGAGAGAAAGCGUGGCCUCUAAUCAACCCAACACCCUCUGUCAGAAAAGCCUGACUUUCUCCUCCAUCCCCAGCGCAUGUUUGUUUCCUCCAUAGAAAGCAAAACAAAAUCUCACUCCCUAUUAACAAAAGUUUCAACCUUUACUCCAUACAUAACAACAACAAAGCUCCAACCUUUCUUCAUUCCCACGUUUUAUAAUCCUUCUCCGCCAUGACGACAACGUCUAACACCGACGCGAUGAGACUUCACGGCGUAAUAACGGCGAAUCCUCCUCCGGCAACAGAGCAGCUCCCUUGUCCUCGCUGCAACUCGACCAACACGAAGUUCUGUUACUACAACAACUACAACUUCUCCCAGCCCCGUCACUUCUGCAAAUCCUGCCGCCGUUACUGGACUCACGGCGGUACUCUCCGCGACAUUCCAGUCGGCGGCGGUACUCGCAAAGCCGCCAAACGCUCCCGCACUUGCUCCUCCUCCGCCGGAAGCCGCAGCGUUCCGUUACAAGCGACACCUGUUCUGUUCCCUCAGUCGUCGAUCUCUAACGGCGUUAGCCACACCGUAACCGCUCCUCUUGACGGAAAGGGAAGCGCUUUAUCUCUCAGCGGCAGUUUCACCUCUCUGCUGAACCAAAACGCCACUGCAACGCAUGGAUCCGGGUCGGUUCUCGGAAUCGGGCUUGGGUCGGGUUAUGAUGACGUCAGCUUUGGACUCGGGAGGGCGGUGUGGCCGUUUUCAACUGUGGGUGACGCUGGGACGACGAAUGUAGGGAGUAACGGUGGUCAUCAGGGAGUUGUUACGAUACCAGCCACGUGGCAGUUCGAGGGUUUAGAGACCAACAACGCCGGUGGGUUCGUCUCCGGUGAGUACUUUGCGUGGCCGGAUCUCUCCAUCACAACUUCAGGGAACUCACACAAAUGAAAGCUUCCGUCUUUACUAGAGGGUUUCGAUUAGCUUAUGUCUCUCUUAAUGGAUUUUGUCAAUCUUUAGUGACCUCUUACUGUUAGUGUGUCUGGUGUUUUUAGAACUUGGUGUACUGAAACUAGAAAACAGAGAAAGUUUGUGUUUUUUUUUGGGACCUAACGAUCUUUAACCU
Brassica rapa (field mustard) is the source of this 2923-nucleotide messenger RNA. Its product is annotated as dof zinc finger protein DOF3.4. The record is from RefSeq and is a predicted model, not a curated record. Gene Ontology annotation, biological process: regulation of DNA-templated transcription. Gene Ontology annotation, molecular function: DNA binding; DNA-binding transcription factor activity. Lineage: Eukaryota; Viridiplantae; Streptophyta; Magnoliopsida; Brassicales; Brassicaceae.